Messenger RNA from Insectozyma verbasci, 885 nucleotides. The record is from the annotation of a GenBank genome assembly. NCBI's taxonomy places the organism in Eukaryota, Fungi, Ascomycota, Pichiomycetes, Serinales, Debaryomycetaceae.
AUGAAUUAUCAACCACCACAAUAUUUAAGUGAUCCAUUCUUUAAACAAGAAUAUGAAGUUUAUUCAGCUCCAAUUUCACCUGUCAAUGAAUAUCCAGUUAAUUUUCAAGAACAACAAGAAUGGAUGAAUGAUUUCUUUAUUGGUUCAGCUCCAAUUUCACAAAAUAAUAGCCCUGUCGAUAUGAAUACUACUAUACCUCCAAAUCCCGUUAAUUUUGCACCAUACGUUGAUAAUAAAAAUGUUGAAACUACUUUGCAAGCUUCAAGUACUCAUUCAAGUAGUUCCCAACUUUUUAGUGGUUCGGAAUUAGUUUCUUCAAAUGAUACAUCAUUAGCAAAUUCACCAGAUACUCUAGUAUGUUCAUCAGAAAUAACAAGCAAUGCAUCAAAUUUAUGUUAUCCAAAUAUAACGAAUAAAUUAAAUCAACAAAAUCAACUUGAUAUUAAUUCAUUAGAAAACGUAUUUCAAACUGAAGAUAUAUUAAAACCAGAACCUCCAGUUGUAAUUAAACAAGAAGAAGGUGAACAAAUUCAACCACAACAACAAGAACCAACUAAACCAAAAAGAAGAGCACCAAGAAAGAAGUUAACUGAUACACAAAAGAAAGCUCAUAAUAAAAUUGAAAAGAAGUAUAGAAUCAAUAUUAAUGCUAAAAUUGCAGGUAUACAAAAGAUAAUACCAUGGGUUGCAUUUGAAAAGACAGCCUUUGAAACUGGAGAAAAUCAAACUGAACAAGAAGCCGAAAAAUGUAAUAAAUUGAAUAAAUCAAUGAUUUUGGAAAAAGCUACUGAAUAUAUUUUACAUUUACAAAAAACAGAACAAGAUAUAUUAAAAGAAAAUGAAAAAUUAAAAGAGAAAGUAUUACAAUUAGGUGGUACAAUAUAA